AUGACGGAAGAACGAAUUAGCGAAAUGGAACAGGGCAACACGUGUCAGCUUGGUGCGCAAUAUUUCCAGGACGCCUUACCCUUGCACAUAACACAAUUUGUAUACUGCAACACACCCAACUUCCUCGAAGGAGAUCAUCGCAUUGGUACAAGGUGGUUGAGUGAUUGCAAUGCAGGGAAGAUUAUCAUAGCUGAUAAGGAUAUGUCGAACGCAUAUGAAGCUAUUCCUGGUUUGAGGGAUUUGAUGCCAAGUGAAUAUGGAGGAACGCGAGGCUCAUUCGAUAGAAUCUGGGGCGAAACGGAGGCUACCAUACGUUCCAUUAGCCAAAACCUGCCGAAGUUUGAGAUUGGCAUAAACACCGGCGCGCAGGCAAAGACCUCUUCUGGCCAUACACGUGCAAAGGCGGAAGUAGUAACUGCGUUUCAUGAAUUCGAAAACGUCACAAGGCGCCUUCCGCCCGUCAUGUGGCAGCCGAUUUGGCUGGUCGGUGAGGAGGAGAUGCACCUACUGAGAUGUGCAAUCGACACCUAUCGAGGUUGGCGUGGAUAG
This is a messenger RNA of Echinococcus granulosus, 549 nucleotides long. RefSeq lists its product as hypothetical. The transcript has 5 exons. Bases 1 to 549 code for a protein of 182 amino acids. The record is from RefSeq and is a predicted model, not a curated record. Lineage: Eukaryota; Metazoa; Platyhelminthes; Cestoda; Cyclophyllidea; Taeniidae.